Molecule: messenger RNA, 1481 nt
Organism: Setaria italica (foxtail millet)
Lineage: Eukaryota; Viridiplantae; Streptophyta; Magnoliopsida; Poales; Poaceae
Product: KH domain-containing protein SPIN1
Exons: 7
Coding region: 97-942 (281 amino acids)
Biological process (GO): regulation of mRNA splicing, via spliceosome
Cellular component (GO): nucleus
Molecular function (GO): mRNA binding
Source: RefSeq, a predicted model, not a curated record
GGACUGGGACCCUCCCUCCUCUCUCUAUCAUCACCCUCCUUCCUCUGGAAGGCAAAAAAACCUCUCCCCCCCAGCACUCUCCUCCCGGCCGCCACCAUGUCAGGCCUCUACAGCCAGGGCUUCUCCCCUGCAAGAACCCUCUCCCCCCAGAUUAGGAGCAACCCCGAUGCUGACAGCCAGUACUUGGCCGAGCUUCUCGCCGAGCAUCAGAAGCUGGGGCCCUUCAUGCAGGUGCUGCCGAUAUGCAGCCGGCUGCUCAACCAAGAAAUCAUGCGGGUAUCAAGCAUGGUUCACGACCAUGGAUUCAGCGAUUUUGACAGGCGUCGGUUUAGAAGUCCCAGUCCUAUGUCUUCGCCAAUUGUCCGCCCUAAUCUGCAUGGCAAUGGAUUUGGUCCUUGGAAUGGGAUGCCCCAAGAGAGAUUGGGCUUUCCUCCUCCUGGAACAAGUAUGGACUGGCAAGGAGCACCACCAAGUCCUGGCUCCUAUAUUGUGAAGAAGAUUAUACGCUUGGAAGUUCCCGUUGAUUCCUACCCUAAUUUCAAUUUUGUGGGGCGCAUUCUAGGUCCUAGAGGUAAUUCUCUAAAGCGGGUGGAAGCUUCAACUGGCUGCCGUGUUUUUAUUAGAGGGAAGGGUUCCAUCAAAGAUACAGAGAAGGAAGAGAAGCUUAAAGGAAAACCUGGCUAUGAACAUCUAAAUGAGCCACUGCAUAUAUUAAUCGAGGCUGAGUUACCAGCGAAUAUCAUUGAUACAAGACUCAGACAGGCACAAGAAGUCAUGGAAGAACUGCUAAAGCCAGUGGACGAGUCACAAGAUUUCUACAAAAGGCAACAGCUGAGGGAACUGGCCAUGCUAAACUCAACUCUGAGAGAAGAUAGUCCUCAUCCUGGAAGCGUCUCUCCUUUCAGUAACGGUGGCAUGAAACGCGCAAAACCGAGUCAGUAGAGAAGCUGCUUCUCCAUCCUUCAGUCCUUCUUGUUGCAGGCGUGCAUCAUCAACAAGGGGCACUUGAGCCUGCGCUGCGUGGGUGCUUGUGUAAGAAAAGGUAUGCGUUUGCUGGAUGGUUAGUCUGGUAUCAAGCGCAUUUUCUCCUUCGGAUAAGGAGAAAUCAAUGGUUGUUGAACCGUCUUGAUCUUUUUGUGGAUCGAGGCAUGUUGUUGUAACUUGUAAGGUCAUGGACAUUCAUUUUAUUCGUUAUUGACUGUUUAACCCUAAGUAGCUUGUGAUGCUGAGGAUAGGUGGUUUCAGGGGAGACUAGGUAAACCUGACUGUUUAAUUAGCUUGUAUUAGUCCCCUGUUACAUUAUGGAGUUGCAAAAUAAACGAAGAUCAUGGUGCACUCCACUUUAUGAUAGUUUGAUGAUGGAAGCUUUGAAUGAACCAUGUGAACUCAAAAUGCAUUGUACUCGCAUAGUAUGCGAAUUUGGUUACAGUAUAAAUGGGAUCCAUGGGCAUUCAAGUAAUGUGGAUUUUGAAACAAACAAA